AUGCCUCCCACCACCGCAGAAACGUUGUCGCUGGUGACGCGCAACGUGUCGGUUGCGCCGUUGGUCCUGCUCUCAACCGUCGAUCACUACAACCGCACCGAAGCCAACAAAAGCAAGAGCAAGCGGGUGGUUGGCGUGCUAUUAGGGCAGAACGACGCCAAGAAUGUGCGCGUAUCAAACAGCUUUGCGGUUCCCUUCGAGGAGGACGAGAGGGACCCGUCGGUCUGGUUUCUCGACCACAACUACGUCGAGUCGAUGAACGACAUGUUCAAGCAGGUCAAUGCCCGGGAGAAGUUAAUAGGCUGGUACCAUUCGGGCCCUAAGCUCCGGGCCUCGGAUCUUGAGAUCAACGAGCUCUUCAAACGCUACACACCGAACCCGCUGUUGGUCAUCAUCGAUGUGCAGCCAAAGGAGGCCGGUGUGCCGACAGAUGCCUACUUUGCUGUGGAAGAAAUCAAGGAUGACGGCACCACCACAUCUAAAACAUUCGUCCACACACCGUCGAUUAUUGAGGCGGAAGAGGCCGAGGAGAUUGGCGUCGAGCACUUGCUGCGUGAUAUCCGCGACGUUGCGGUCGGCACGCUGUCUACUCGCAUUACCAACCAACUCCAAUCGCUUCAAGGGCUCCACCUCCGCCUCCGUGACAUCCAAGCCUACCUUCAAAAAGUGCUCGACGGCGCGCUCCCCGUCAAUCACGCCAUCCUCGGCAACCUCCAGGAUGUAUUCAACCUGCUCCCAAAUCUAUCGACACCAAAGUCUGGCGCUGGCGUGAAUGGCGCGUCGGCCGAUGGCGAGCUCAGCCAUGCGAUGAGCAUCAAGACCAACGACCAGAUGAUGGCUAUCUACUUGAGCAGUCUAAUCCGGGCCAUCACUGCUUUCCACGAUCUUAUUGAGAAUAAGAUUCAAAACAGGCAGCAGCAGGAGGAGAAGGAUGCUGCCAAAAAGGAGGGCGAGAAUGGAGCCAAGGACGGCGAAAAGAAGGAUGGCGACAAGAAGGAGAACGUCCCCGCCAACGGUGUCAGCGGCGACUCUCAGGAGGCCAGCGGAGAUAAAGAGAAGGAGGGGCCAAAAGACAAGAAGAAAUAG
Messenger RNA from Lasiosphaeria miniovina, 1086 nucleotides. Its product is annotated as maintenance of mitochondrial structure and function-domain-containing protein. Gene Ontology annotation, molecular function: metallopeptidase activity; protein binding. Gene Ontology annotation, cellular component: proteasome regulatory particle; proteasome complex. Gene Ontology annotation, biological process: proteasome-mediated ubiquitin-dependent protein catabolic process. The record is from RefSeq and is a predicted model, not a curated record. Lineage: Eukaryota; Fungi; Ascomycota; Sordariomycetes; Sordariales; Lasiosphaeriaceae. The transcript is spliced from 3 exons. Bases 1 to 1086 code for a protein of 361 amino acids.